GUGCCGUUGGCGGCGGAGCCGCCCACGGCGGAGCCGCGCACCACGGCGGAGCUGCCCACGGUGGUGGCGGUGUCAUGGGCGGCGGUGGCGGUGGCGGUGGUGCCAAGACGGUGGCCGCCGGCCCUGAUGGCUGCAUGGCCGUUUGCUUCGAAGGUGACCCGCACUCCGUGCACGAAAGCGCACAGUAUAGGUACGUCGGAGAGAGCCGCGGUGCCUAUGCCCAGGCCUCCCAGAUCCAGUACGUUGGUGCUGGCAAAGGCAACCUCGAGGAGGUGCGGAUGAGCAGCGGUGGAUGGAGGUGCAGGGCAGGAUGCGUGGCCCUUCUCUGUCUGGUGCUGCUUUUGGGCGUGGGCUUGCUGCUGUGGCGGCUUUUCUUUUGGCUUCCGAACCCAGGGGCCGAUGAGAUGCCUCCUGCCCCCAGCUACGAUCAGUUCGACUGCUACACGGGGUACCAUGACUGGUCCAACUUGUGGGGUGACCUGCACCAGAAGUACUGCUGCACACACUACGGCAGGGCGUGCCCCCUCCACGAUGUCCCGCCCAAGGUGAUUUACCAUCACGUGCCAGUGUACAUGCAGCCCCACACCAGCGUCGUCCCGGUGCCCGUCCCCGCACCCGCCCACACGCACGUGGUCUACCAGACCCACUACGUGCAACCACAUGUGCACCACUUCAAGUACAACUGCCAUGCCGGGUUUUCGAACUGGUACUUUGGCUGGUCGCACCACAAGAAGGCCUGGUGCUGUAGCCACGCAG
Messenger RNA from Symbiodinium pilosum, 756 nucleotides. NCBI's taxonomy places the organism in Eukaryota, Dinophyceae, Suessiales, Symbiodiniaceae. The record is from the annotation of a GenBank genome assembly.